GACUAACCAUGGUAUUUUAAGUCAUUGUUUUGGUUUCUUUAUUUACCUUUAACAUUUUUAGUUCAAUUAAAUCUAGUAUUACUGUAAGAAAAGUAAAGAUAUUCAGAAUAAACGCAAGUCUCGUUUGACCUGUGUCCAUCUGGCGGCUGUGAAUCGAACUAUGACGACCUGUCUCACUAGAAGUGUUCUCCAAAUAUCCAGGAAUUUCAUCGGAAAUCUUGCUUUGUGCGCUACUAAUGCAUCACGAGUGAUAUGUCAAUCAAACCUCACAUAUUCUUCUAGGCAUAUCGGCCCAGUUAGCUCAGUGUUAACGCAACAGCUCCACACGUCACCAGCACGCCAUGGUUUACUUGAAUUCUUUGAUGACAAGAGGGAAUGGGGAGAACAGAAAGCCAAAGCGGGUCGACCUUGGAAAGUGGAGGAACUCAGGUUAAAGAGUAACAGUGAUCUGCAUAAAUUAUGGUAUGUGUUGUUAAAAGAGCGCAACAUGCUGAUGACAAUGGAAGAAGAAUACAACAGGGAACUUGAAUUGCUCCCCUCCCCUGAGAGGUUUGAAAAGGUUGAGGAAAGCAUGGAGAACGUACUCAAAGUGGUCAAAGAGCGUGACAGAGCCUACAACUUGCUUGAGAAGGGGGAAACAGGGGAGCCAGGGGGCUACAGGGACACCAAUAUACUCGGACAAAAAUAUUGGCGCAAAAGACGGGAAUCAGUCAUACCUUCCUUUAUGAAUAAGACAUUUAUGGCGCGACAUGAUCAUCUUGGAGUUUGGAUGAAUAAAUUGAGACGUAGGGAGAUUGAACAAAAACUGCGAGUUCGCACUAAAGCAUUGAGACGUGAUAGACAAAGGAAGGAGAACCUUAAAAGGAGAUAUCCAAAUGCAGAUACAGACUGAGGUUUCUAAUUAAGGUGGUCUUGGUAGAACAGUAUGAAGGCCUACAUGUAAAACAUUCAAG
This is a messenger RNA of Owenia fusiformis, 953 nucleotides long. NCBI's taxonomy places the organism in Eukaryota, Metazoa, Annelida, Polychaeta, Sabellida, Oweniidae. The record is from the annotation of a GenBank genome assembly.